AUGAGCGUUCUUGGCCCUGACCAAAGUAUUAUUUCUUCUCACAUCUCUUCACGAAGAAAUUCAUUACGGCCUCUUGACGAAAAUAUUUCAGAUAAUGAAGAUAUCGUUGGACAAAUGCAGCAAGGCGCUUCCAAUAUCCUUGUCGCAGUCAGAUGUAGGCCACUUACCAAAAAAGAACGAGAAAUCGAUAGCACAAAUUUGAUUCAAAUAAUUGAAGAAAGAGUAGUCAUACUAAUGGACCCACAAUUCAAAUACGGUGACAAAGGCAGCCGAGCAAAAGAAAAACAAUAUGCGUUUGAUUUUGCAUUUGAUGAAAAUUCAUUGCAAAAAGAAAUUUUUGACAAAACCACCAAGUUCUUAAUCGAUGGGAUCCUUAAUGGUUUCAAUGCAACAGUUUUUGCAUAUGGAGCCACAGGUGCAGGAAAAACCUAUACAAUGCUUGGUGAAGCUGACAGCCCUGGAAUGAUGUUGAUGACUUUUGUUGAACUUUUCACAAAGGUGGAAGAAUUGACGCUAGAAAGAGCUUAUAAGGUAAAACUGAGCUAUUUGGAAAUUUAUAAUGAAGUCGUCAAAGAUUUGAUACAUCCCACAAGCAGUGUACUAGAUAUUCGAGAAGACCCAGUCAAGGGAAUUGUGGUAGCUGGACUUGCUGAAAUGAUUGCGACCACUCCAGAUGAGGUUAUCGAAUGCAUUCAGUUAGGAAAUAUGAGGAGAACUUGUGAACCGACUGAGGCAAAUCAGACUUCCAGCAGAUCUCAUGCAGUGCUACAAAUCACUGUGGAGUAUAAAGAUAAAGCUGCUGGGACUCAAUCUGAAAUUAUUGUUGGUAAACUGUCACUUAUUGACUUAGCUGGAUCUGAAAGAGCUUCUCAUACAAAAAACAGAGGAAUUCGGCUUAUUGAGGGUGCAAAUAUCAAUAAAUCUUUGCUAGCUUUAGGUAAUUGCAUAAAUGCAUUAUGUGAAGCUACAGAAAGAGGUGGAAAAGUUUAUAUCCCAUAUAGGGAUUCAAAAUUGACUCGUUUGCUCAAAGACUCCUUAGGCGGAAACUGCAGGACUGUUAUGAUUGCUUGCAUUUCUCCAUACUCAGGAAGUUUUUUUGACACAUCCAACACUCUCAAAUAUGCAAAUCGUGCAAAAAAUAUUAAAACCAAUCUACACAGAAACGUUGUAAACGUGUCAUACCACAUCGCAAAAUAUACAGCCAUUAUUGCACAGCUCAGACAAGAAGUUUCUGAAUUAAGGAAACAAUUAAAAUCUAGAACCCCUAACCCUACGGUAUUUAAUAAUGAAAAAUUCCAAAUUGAGCUUAAUACACAUUUCCAAGAGGAAGCAAAAAUAAGGAAAAAAAUAUAUGAAUGCCAACAGACAAAAGAAGAAUUAGGAUUUAUGCUUUUUGAGAAGCAGGCAGAAAUGAAUCAAGCCAAAUCGAAAAAUGGAGAAGAAAAUGCUGGCUUUAAAGCACUGAAUAGAGAGGUAGAAAGACUAAAAAAAGCAAUUGAGGAGCAAAACCAAAUAAAUGGAAAUUAUGAAGAAAUGCUUAAAGGGCUUGAACAUAAAAGAGAUGAUAUCAAGCAAGAAUGAAUAAGAAAAGGAGUCCCUGAGCCUUAUUUAUCAAGCUUACAGCUUAUGAUGCAGCAGCAGAUCUUAGCUAUGAAUUCUAUUGAUGCACAAAGAGAUAAAAACCAUGAGCAAGUAAUUUUAAAACAAAAAGACCUAUAUAUAGAACUGCUAAAGAGCCAGCUAAGAUUGAGAGACAAUGUGAUCGAAAUCCAAAACGAAGUUUUCAAAGAAUCAAAAGUAGAAGUCAAGCCUGGCCUUAAAAAGAUUUACAGUCAAAUUCAAAGCUUAGAAGAAAUAAACUCUUCAUCAAUUGUAUCAUUUCCAGAACUUCAUGGAAAUUCUCGUUCAACAAACCACAGAUCUAAAGCAAAAACCUAUAAAACUGACCAUUUUUUGCCACCUAUAAUCCAUAUCCCUGCAAAUAAAACUCCGGCCUCUGUAACUCCGUCAAGAAUCCCCAGGAUAAACUCAAAACGGUAUUUAUCAACUGAACAGAAAUCAGAGCCUCCAAAAUCUUCAAAUGUAAAUUUAUUACACCCUAAGGCUAAAAGGCUUAUUCAAAAUGAUGCAAAAUUUAAAGAAAGGUCUCGGACAAACUCAGGGUAUUUUGAUGAGUCUGAUUCUGAAAAAUCGACAGCCAAGCAGAUGCCAUCAAUGGUAAAAGUCUCAGAUCGUAGCCAAAAAGGCCAUUAUGCUGGACAAAAAGUAAAAGAUGAAAAGCAUUUGGUCAAGAAGAGAAUCAAGCCAACUGAAAUUAAGUACGGAAUCAGCAUUAGAGGGAUCGAAACAUUUGUGUAA
Molecule: messenger RNA, 2358 nt
Organism: Blepharisma stoltei
Lineage: Eukaryota; Ciliophora; Heterotrichea; Heterotrichida; Blepharismidae
Source: the annotation of a GenBank genome assembly